AUGAACAGACACGGCAAGAACGACGACCUGAACGAUACGAAAUCACGCGUCAGGAACCUCGUCUUAAGAUAAGUCUCGUCACGUGACUUUCAGCUCAGUCUUAUACGUUCUAACCCGUUCAAGUGACAGUGCUUGCCAGGAGUCGAAGAGCUAAUAUCAGCUGAUCGUACGUACCUAUAGACGAUAUUUACUACGUCAUAGGGUAGCGCAAAUACCAAACGUGCUGACAAAGCAGUUCGUGCCGAAUAUUAAAGGUUUCAUUCAGUUUUUACGUCUCGUGUUGCCAGUAUCUAGAAGGAUAAUAGUUUUACGGAAAUAAUAUCAGAAUGGCAAGUGUUCAGCGUAACGAAUUAUACGACGAUUGGAAGAAACGAGCAUUCCUUGGACCGCUUCCACAUGGCUUUCUCAGAGUCGAAGAAAGCCCACGGCAACAACAAGAGGCUGCCGAUCAACAAGCCGCUCUGGCGCUACAGCACCAUCUCCAAAGUGCACCGCCCGUGGUAGCUGCUCGCAUGGGCAGACUGAGCGUGACGAUUACUCAGGCAAAAUUGGUUAAGAAUUACGGCAUGACCAGAAUGGAUCCUUACGUCAGAUUGCGAGUCGGUCAUUCCAUUUAUGAAACACAUACAGAUCCAAACGGAGGGAAAAACCCGCACUGGAACAAAGUUUUGCAAUGCUACCUUCCACCUGGGGUAACGCAAAUAUACGUUGAAAUUUACGACGAGUGUUCGUUUAUGAUGGAUGAACUUAUAGCUUGGGGUCAUAUAGAAAUACCACCCCAAGUAAUUUUGGCAGGAGAGACUCACGAGGACUGGUAUCCCCUUAGUGGAAAACAAGGGGAUAAUCAGGAAGGCAUGAUUAACAUGGUUUUCAGUUAUUUGCCUACUCCUGGUAAUCCAUACAUUGGUCAAACGCCAGUAAUGAUGGUUCCUUCGACUAAUUUAUGUGGUAUGACACAAUAUGCACCGGUCAAUGUGUAUACGACUCCACCUGCCGUCGCUGCUGUUCCAACUGUUGAUCCGAGUCAGAGGGCAAACGCAGAAAUUGAAUUGAGACAGAUCGCAGAGAUGUUCCCAAACGUUGAUACCGAGGUCAUUAAGUCCGUGUACGAUGCGAAUCAAGGAAAGAAGGAUGUGACAAUAAAUUCUCUGUUGCAAAUGUGCGAAUAAAUGUCAAAAAACGAUUGUCAUAUUCAAAUUGCCAUAUCUGUAUUUUCCGCUGAAGUUGUAUUCCAUUUUAAUUGUAAUAUAUUUAUAAAUUAUUAUAACGGUUAUUAAUUUUACUCUUGUCUUUGUUACAUACGUAACUGUUUUAAGAUUCAUAUUUCAAACUUGCAGAAGAGAUUUUAACUUGGUGUAAUUACCAUUGUACUGAACUACAUAGGUCUUUAGUUCAAAUAGGUUUCAUCUCGAUUUUAUAACUCAUUUUACUAAAAAUUACGUGCAUAAAUAUAAAUAUUGAUAUUUGUAUAUAAUGUUGAUUAAAUUAAUCAAUUAAAGAAUAAUAACAAUUUCUUAAAGUUUCGAUACUUCAGAAGCUUAUAAAUCCUACAUGGAUCAGUGAAUCGUUAUUCCAAUAGUUAUCUGCCAAUGUUAAUACAUUAACGUUAUCACUAGGCAUGUGAUUCAUUGCUCCCUGAGAUAUGAAAUAUUGUUUCCAACUUAAAUUGUGUUAUUACGAAGAAUUAUCAGAUUCUCCAUACUGACAUGACUGUGCUCAUCUUUACUUGGAAUGUCGAUCAUGCUGAUGCGAUAACUUAUAUUAAUAGACGUUUACUUAUAACUUAAAUUGCAAUCAUUUCAUAGAUUUGCACGUUUUUAAGCUUUAAAUGUGGGAUCAGAGCAUAUAAUAAAUGAAAAAAAAAGUUCUUUCCACAGAAUACCAUACCCCAUAAUGGAAUGCGAGUCCCCUCCUCCCUGCCCCCCAAGGUUGGUGACAAUUAUUUCAAUAAUACCUGAAUAUAAAUGGACCCCACUAAGUUUAAGUUGGACAAACAUUUUUUGUAUUCCACCCAACACCGACAAGCUCGACUUAGAAUUGGC
Neodiprion fabricii is the source of this 2042-nucleotide messenger RNA. RefSeq names its product toll-interacting protein A-like. Bases 327 to 1169 code for a protein of 280 amino acids. The transcript is spliced from 6 exons. Gene Ontology annotation, biological process: ubiquitin-dependent protein catabolic process. Gene Ontology annotation, molecular function: ubiquitin conjugating enzyme binding; ubiquitin binding. Lineage: Eukaryota; Metazoa; Arthropoda; Insecta; Hymenoptera; Diprionidae. The record is from RefSeq and is a predicted model, not a curated record. Gene Ontology annotation, cellular component: cytoplasm.